AUAUGAAAUUUACAAGAUUAAACUCACCUCCAAACGAAAAAUCCUGAAAAAUGAGGGACCGGAUUGUAAAAUAUUGAAUUGUGGGAAUCGGCUUUCAGGACAAAACUAACGCAACCGGGAAUUGAAGACUCGAAGGAAUCCAAAAUUAAGCAAACCACAAACCCUCUAAGAAAUGGCGGAGAACUGGCUCCAGAAAAGUGCCACAGCUUUGUUCACAACGGUCAGUAAACCUGUUUGAGUGGGAUCAGACCUUUGAGGAGGUAAAUAUUUACGUUAAUUUACCUCCUGAUGCUCACACGAAACUGUUCUACUGCAAGAUUCAGUCCAAGCAUGUCGAAGUAGGCAUCAAAGGCAACCAUCCCCCUUACCUCAAUAACCCAGGUUUUGACUUCUCUGAAGCUCAGUUUACAGGGACCUGUCCUAAUCCUAGGGCCUUUAUGGGCGGGCUCCGGUCUGAUUGAUGAUCAUGGUAUGCUGCGAUAAUGACUUUUGGUUCGUGGUUAAGAAAUAACUAUGAGGUAGACAAAUUUAAGGCUCAUCCUAACAUUUGACUCCUGAGCUAUGUCUAGAGAACAAAGUAUCUAUCUAUCAUCAAAUUGUUUUGCUUUUCUCUUUCCAGUUUCAGCUGCCUUUUAUAUCUUUAUUUUCAGUCAUGGUUUGGAUCAUUGAUUUCAAGCAUGAGUAACCAGUUGGCUUUUGAUAUAGUGUAGGUUCAUGGUUAAGAAAUAACUAUGAGGUAGACAAAUUUAAGGCUCAUCCUAACAUUUGACUCCUGAGCUAUGUCUAGAGAACAAAGUAUCUAUCUAUCAUCAACACUCCAAGCGAUAAGUGUCCUAUCUUACAUGGAUUAGUUUGCCUUUUUCUUUAUAAUUUUGCUGAUGGUAUGGAAAAUAUUAAGUGUUUAAGACCGUAGUUUGUUGCUGAAUUAGAGAUUCUGUCCCCUGUCUUGCAUUUCAAGAAUGAUGCUUUCCGAAGGAGGUUCCAUGCAUGCCUCGUUACUAAUUAAUGCCUCAGUAUUCUUGGCUGUGAAGUUUUAUGGCAGCUGAUGCCUGGUGGUUUACCAACAGUUUUGGAUAUGUAUCCAGGCCAAAUUUCAAGGAGCCUACUUUUAUUGAACCUUAAUGGGUUGUAGUUAAUGAGUUUGUGAUAGCAUUAUUUGAUACAGUAUUCUACUAUAGUGUAUAUAUGAGAUAGCUGGAUGCUUAGUUUCGGUAACUGGCAUACCUAUUUUCCUUUAAAUUCUUAAUGGCUUUCCUCAGCUUGGUGUCAAAUUUUUUAGAAUAGUUUUGCGAAUUUCACUUAUGGUGAAUGGUGAUUCCCGUCUCUGGCAAACUUCAUUUGUUAGCAUGGUGCGAUUGUACUCGAUAUUUGUGAAUAUAAUGUAGUUUCAUUGCACUAUGUCACUUGUGACCUGCAGCCGAUAUCAAUCUCUGGUAUUCCAAUAAAGAAGAGUAAAAAAGAAACGCUUUUAUAGUAUAUGAUUCCAAAGCUUUGAAAAUCUUGGCAGAUUGAGUUUUGAGCGUCCUUUGAAAGGCUGCAGUGGGGGUAGAAUUAUAUUCUUUUGCUUCUAAUUAUGAAAUUCAACUAAUUAAAAGAUAUUAAUUUAUUUACAUAUAAUUAACAUCUAAAAUGGAAUACUGAUGGGUUUGUGCAAGGCAAUAAUGCUGGGGUGGGUGGAGUCCUGAGAGACAACAAUGGGGAUUUUGUAUGCAUGUUCUCGGGCCCUGUAGUUAGCCAGGACUCCAAUUCUACUGAAUUGAAGGCCAUCAGGACUGCCCUUGAGAUUUUGGUUGAUCAUGGUUAUCCAAAUCUGGAUGGUAUUAUUGUUGAAUCGGACUCCUUAAAUGCUGUAAACUGGCUCACGAAGGACUCAGCUACACCAUGGGCCUUGUUUCAAGAGUUUAAUAAGAUUCGCAAUCUCUGUAACCUAUUGUCCCCCAUUUCUUUCAAUCAUGUAUGGAGGGAGCUAAAUUCGGUGGCGGAUGCUCUUUCUAAGCAAGGUGUAAGUAGAUCAGAUUUGUUCAUUGCUUGGUUAAGUGAGGAUGCCUAGUGGGGUGUGUGAUAACCUGCUUGCUUGUAUGGCUUCAGUAGUUCUUUAGUGGGGUUUGUUGCGAUUGGCUGUUUUGCUUUGCACUGUCUUGUCUAUUUUUGGUUUUUUGUGACUAUUUGUUAGGAUCGUUUUUGUUGGGUCCUUGGCCUCUAUCUUGACUUGUUGGUUCUUUAUUGGUUGUUUUAUAUUUUUCUCUUUAAUAAAAUCAGUCAUUUGAUAAAAAAUAAAAAAACUUAAGAAACCUUAAUCACAUAAAAAUUAGUAGUUUUUGUUUUUUUAUUUUUGGUUUAGAUAUGUAAAAAUUAGUUUUAUGGGUUGACCCUGGUCACGCAAUUCAAAACAUGUCCAUUUCGCGUCAGCACAUGUCAAAUGGAAUUCCUGGGAAUCAAGAUAACGAACACAGCCAUCUUUGUCCUCCGUGGCGCGCGUCCUUUCUCGCGACACAUACAGCCUCCCUUUCUCAAACACUCAGCCAUCUUUGUCCUGUUCAUGAGAUUUCCAUCACUCUCAUCCGUAAAUAUCCUCCUCCUCCUCGUCUCGGAAUGUUAAUAAUCUCUCAAACAUGAUUUUCUAUUCCAAGCCUCACAGGACUACACGCCCAUAUCCGCGCCAUUGCUACACUCCUCAUGGUAACUGGCUGCAAAAGCCCUUUAAAUCCGAGAGUUCUCAUUGUUGGUAACUAUUGCCACGACGUCCUGAUACGGGACGGAGAUGUACUGGCCGAGACCCUCGGCGGUGCUGCCUCUUUCAUUUCCAACGUCUUCGAUGGCCUUUCGAUACGUUGUAAUUUGAUAUCGAAGGUUGGGCAGGAUUUCAAGUACGAAACCAAGAUCAGUCAUGGGGCAAUUGUGGCACCCAGCUUCGAAACGACGGUGUUUCACGCGUAUUUUGAUCUGGGUUUGGGAGGGGAUGGAAGAGAGGAUCGGGUACUUAAACGGGUUAGCGCUUGUAAUCCUAUCACGCCGAUGGAUCUUCCCGACACGAGGUUCGAUUUCGGGAUGGCUGUUGGGAUUGGUGGGGAGAUAUUGCCUGAGACGUUAGAGAGAAUGCUUGAAAUCUGUCGCCUGGUUUUUGUCGAUAUUCAAGCGUUGAUUCGGGUUUUUGCUGAUGAUGAUGGAACUGUAAGUUUGGUGAAUUUGAAAGAGAGUGGAUUUUAUCGGCUACUACCGCGAAUUGGCGUCCUGAAAGCUUCAUCAGAGGAGGCAGUGUUUGUGGACGUCGAAGUGGUAAGGAAGUGGUGCUGCGUGGUUGUGACGAACGGGAAGGAGGGUUGUAAGGUGUAUUGGAGGGACGGCGAGUUGCAGAUUGCACCAUUUUUAGCAAAUCAGAAGGAUCCUACGGGCGCAGGGGAUAGUUUCCUUGGUGGGUUUGUGGCAGGCCUAGUUCAAGGGCUAUCGGUUCCUGAUGCUGCUUUGGUUGGGAAUUUUUUCGGCUCCCUCGGUGUUGAGCAGAUUGGACUGCCCAAGUUCGACUUAAGGAUGUUACAGAGAGUUGGAGAUGAGGUACAGAGAAGGAAGAUGCAGUGCGCCAGCUGUUGCUAUGAAAGAAGUGACGGUGAAUUGAAGUUCUCAAAGACUUUAGGACAUGAACAAUUCCACUCAUCUCUUGGUAUGGCGAAACGACUCUCUCUACGGACCGUUCAAGAACGCCGCUGCGAUCUGCCUUGUUCUCCCAAUUCAGUGGAUCAAAGUCUCCCCCCGGUAUAUACUGGGCAGCCUAAAUUGCUGCCUACCCGUUUCCAUGAAGAACCUGUUCGAACCAUUGACAAUGAGCCAUGACAAGUCAUAGGAUGUGCGGCUGCAUUGAGCAUGGAAUCGAAGUGUUAGAAAGUAAUUUAUGAACUAAAGUAAUAAAGAAGUGGUGUUUAUUAGGAUCAAUAGUGUUAAACCUCUGUUUGGUUUGUUAACUAACUAUAUACUGGCCCAGUAUGUUAUAUUAAAUAUACUAGUAUCUAAAUCAAAUCUGAUAAAUCUGUUGCACAUACUAACAUACAUGUAUUGCCCCUUUGAUAUCUCAAAAUGAGUCAUCAAAACACCCAUUUGAUUAUCA
Messenger RNA from Tripterygium wilfordii, 4099 nucleotides. Its product is annotated as inositol 3-kinase-like. Gene Ontology annotation, molecular function: kinase activity. The coding region runs from base 2677 to 3828 and encodes 383 amino acids. The transcript is spliced from 6 exons. The record is from RefSeq and is a predicted model, not a curated record. Gene Ontology annotation, biological process: myo-inositol hexakisphosphate biosynthetic process. NCBI's taxonomy places the organism in Eukaryota, Viridiplantae, Streptophyta, Magnoliopsida, Celastrales, Celastraceae.